GGGGAUGCACAGUGAGAAAACAUAGAUUUAGGUCAAAAAUAUCGAUAUUUUAAAAUUAAUUGAUUUUAAUAGUUUAAAAUGUCUAGAAUACGAAUUCCCUAUCAGAAUACUAAAAAAAAUACGUUUUAUACAUCAAUUUUGUAUUUUAAAUGUAGAUAUAUAAGCAAAAUUUUGAUGUUUUGGUGAAAAAUCAACAUUUUGUAAGCUAUAGUUGAUAAGCUAAUGUACGCUCUCAUCCCUAACAGAUGGUAUCGAUACAAAGGUCUACUUUUCUAGUUCCGAUUAUGUGCAUGGUUUCUCAUUCUAUAAAUAAAUAGUACUGCAAUGAACUUUCAAAAUACGUCACUACCUCUUUUUUUCCCCUAUAUCCUCAUAUACACACCCACAAAGCCAUAUUUACGCAUGCGCACCAUCAAAGCUUCUAUAGUUACUGUAAUUACACGCAUGCGCACUGAAAAAGCUUCCGUAACUACAAAGUAUGCACGCAUGCGCACAUGACGUGAACCGGUCCUUCUUCUGUAAACUUCCAUCACAUCAACAAUCGAUUCAUUAUUGAAACUCAGAAAUGCCAACAAAAGGUUAUAUGUUUGGAAAGAAAAAACGUUACUGUAAGCCCAGAGGACGACAUGCUUCAAAGACAAAUGCACAAUUACAAAGCUCUGUUUUGGAUACAGCUGGAUCUGAAGCAGCAACAACACAGCCUGCAAGUGCAGCUGAGCGAAAAAUAUCCCUAACUGCAGUUACUAACGCUGAUAACACCAAUAAGAGGCUGCCUGAAGAUUUCAUAUACGUCAUGAUGAAUUCAAUGCAAUUGACCACAAUGGUCUCCUUGUUGUGCUGUCCACAUUGCUUUGACAACAAAUUAACUAUGUGCAUCACACAAUCAAAAGGCAUGGCUCAUUUGAUUAAAAUCAAAUGCCUAAAUUGUGAAACAUAUUUGUGGUCCGACUGGACCUCAAAAAAAAGUAAUGAUGUUCAUCUGGAUAUUAAUGUCCGCGCUGUCGCUGCAUUAAAAGAAUCUGGAAUCUCGCAUUCUAAAUUUGAUAGGUUUUGUGGACUUAUGAGUAUGCCCUGCAUGCACAGAAAUACUUAUAACAAUCUAGCUAACAUAGUCAAUACCGCUAUAAUUGAAGCUGGUGAAGAAUGUAUGAUUAGGGCAUCUGCUGUUGUGCAUGGAAGAAACAUUUCACAACCUCUAACUACAGAUGAAAGAAUAAGUUCAACAGGCUGUCCUGUUAUUACAGUUUCUUUCGAUGGGACUUGGCAUAAAAGGGGCCACUCAUCUCAUUCAGGAAUUGGCACAGUUAUUGAUUUUGAUACUGGACUCGUCAUCGACACCGAAGUCCUAUCAAAUUAUUGCCAUGUUUGUGAUUCAAACUCUGCAGAACUAAACUUUGAUGCCUCUAAGCAUAUGUGUCAAAAAAACUUCAGUGGCUCAGCAAAUGCAAUGGAGGCCGCAGCAGCAUCCAAAAUCUUUUCGCGCUCUGUGGCAUCCAGAAAACUUGUUUAUGGCACGAUGCUGUGUGAUGGCGAUAGUAAAUCGCAUUCAUCUGCCAUUACCAACUCAGGAUAUGAUGUAGAAAUCUUAAAAGAGGACUGCAUUAACCACAUCUCAAAAAGAAUGUUUAAUGCUUUGAACAAUUUAAAAAUGUCUAACAAAAAAGAACUAAAUUAUAGGCUUACAAAGCCAAAAAUUGAAAAAAUUACAAAUUACUAUUCCAAAGCUCUGCGCCAAAAUGCUCCCGACAUUCAAAAAAUGAAGCUGGCUGUUAUGGGCUCAUUUUUUCAUAUGAUGAGCUCAGACCUAGAUCAUAACCACAGGUUGUGUCCUGAUGGCGCUACAUCUUGGUGUCACUUUAAGAGAUCAGAGGCACUAAAACAGCCAUAUAAAAAACACAACCAGACCAUCACAUCAGAAAUAGGUAAACUGUUAUUUCCUAUAAUGAAAAGACUAACAGACACAGAUCUGUUAAAAAGAUGUUCUAGAAUGGGAACACAAAACGCCAAUGAAUCUUUUCAUUCCCUCAUUUGGCAAAGAUGCCCCAAAACAGAAUUCGCAACAUUAAAAACGGUAAGGGCUGCGACAUACCUUGCUGUUUUAGCCUUCAAUAAUGGACCUGUUGGCAUCAGAUCAGUUUUUGACAUAUUAGGCAUUCCCUGGACACUAAAGAACAUUUCUUCUAGUGAGAAAAAGCAAAAUGUCAAACUACAGCUUGUUAGAAAAAGAAAAUCAAUCGCAUUAGUGUCCAGGAGAAAAAACUUGAAAAAACGAAGAAUUGAGCAUGAGCACCGGGCAGAGGUUCUAGAAGGUCCAACCUAUCAAUCAGGCCAUUUUAAUGAAUAGUUUUUUGUUUUUUUUAUUAUCUAUUAUGUUGUUUUAUGUAAAUAUUCCCUUUUUUUUCAUUUUUAUGGUUACAAUAAAUAUUUUAUAUCAUUUUAAAAACUUUAAA
This is a messenger RNA of Biomphalaria glabrata, 2450 nucleotides long. RefSeq lists its product as uncharacterized. The transcript has 2 exons. The coding region runs from base 566 to 2344 and encodes 592 amino acids. Lineage: Eukaryota; Metazoa; Mollusca; Gastropoda; Planorbidae. The record is from RefSeq and is a predicted model, not a curated record.